Messenger RNA from Cladocopium goreaui, 862 nucleotides. The record is from the annotation of a GenBank genome assembly. NCBI's taxonomy places the organism in Eukaryota, Dinophyceae, Suessiales, Symbiodiniaceae.
GAUAGUCUUGUUUGAAUCAGCCUCUGCAGGCCCAGUCGUGGCUGCAGAGGAGGAUGAGGAGACUGAGGACCGUCGCUCUGCUGUUGCCAAUUGGACCCUGAAUUUCGUCCUGCUGCGGGUUACGUUGGGGUGUGCCUCCACGGUAGCGAACCCUAUCGAUCAGGCGGCCAUUUUGUUUGGGCAUUUGAAGCACGUGCAGAAGCUCGUUGCCUGGGCCACAAACUGUGUGACUCAGGGGAGUACGCCCGUCCUGCGCCGUGCUUCGCAAUGCAUGAAGUUUGAAGGUCUUCCCUCCAAGAAAUUGCUUGUUGUCGACAGAGGUGAGAGCUCCCAGAAGCAGGAGAGACACAGCAAGAAGAAAGAAAAGAAACCCCGGCGCGGGAAGUCUGACCGCGAAAACCGACUCGAAAAGGAACUGCAGAUGCUCCAGGCAGAGAAGGCAGCCAGGGAAGCUACAGCUGAAAAGGACAAACUGAUGCAAGAAAUGGAAAGCAAAGUGGCCGCCGUACAGCAAGACCUGCUGGCACAGCUCAGCAAGUUUCCAGGAGCCAGAGCACAACCUGACCACAAGCCCGGGCCUCCAAAGAACCAGGACCAAGGUCAGAACCAAGUGAAGGACCAGCCAUUGACGCCAGCAGAAAAGAUGGCCAUUUUCCACGCGCUUGGGUCCUAUGAAGGUGUGAAAGAGUGCAAUCAGUGGUCCGAGUUUGAAAGCCGCCUUGCCAAGGAAGACAUGGAAAGGCUGAAAGUGUUGUUUCGUCACGUUCACCGAAGAGGGAAUCUCCCUAGGUCUACAGCCACCAUUGUGCCCAAGAUCCUGGCUGGAUUGAAAGCAUCGCUGGAAGAAUUCGCUCAGCCAUGA